AUGGAAACGCGCCAGCCCCAUCCCCAGCCCCAGCCCCAGCACCAACAGCAACUGGAACGAACGAAUUUAAAGCAACGAGCGUCCCAAACGUCCUUAACUAGGACUAGUCGACGUCAAAGACGCCAACGUCACACAGACCCACCAGCAGCAUUAUAUUUGGCAGCAACAAACGCCUCGACGACGGCCGAAUCGACAACAGGAACGACAGCGGCCACAGCUCUACAGGACACCCUCUCCACAACCUCGUUCAGUAAUAGUCUGUGGCAGAGUCGGAGUGCUAGUCCAGCCACCUUGUCACCUCUAUCCUCAUCGACAACGCUGCCCACAUUGCCGCCAUCAGCGGCCUCGUCUUGCACCCGACUCUGGCCAACGGCCGGACCACGUCUAUAUAAUGCCUGUUCCUCCUUCUCCAUCAACGCCGCCGAUUGCUGCCGAUGCCAGCGUGCUCUGAUAAUGCUCACCAUGCUCGUCGUUGUCAUAGUUGUGAUAUCCGGUAAUGGGGUCUUUGCCGCACAGCGUGAUUCAUACAAAUCGAAGGAUAUGAGCAGCAGUAAUAAUGCCAUACCGAAGAGUGGCUCCGACAGCAACGAUGUGACUGUUAGUGGUGCUCCCAAUGGUGCCACCGGAAGCGCAAGCAGCAACAGCAACAACAAUGGCAUUAGUAAUGGCAGUAACGGAAACAGCAAGAAUGGCCAUGCAAUGGCCACGUCGGGAGGCGGUGGAGGCAUCGGUGGCUCACUGACAACCACCAUAGCGGCAAUAGGCAGCAGCAGUAGCAGUAGCAGUAGCAGCAGCAGCAGCAGCAGCACUACCACAACAGUAACCGGCAUUGCCAGCAGCAGUUUGCAAAAAGUCAGCAGCAGUAGCAGCAACAUGAAUACAAUCGCAUCCGCUGCUUCCGGUAUCAAUCGCAAUAGCAUCGACCUAAUCGAAGAUGCCCGCAAUGGGGGUCCCUAUUUCGACAAAGCAGCCUCCAAGAAUGUCACUGCACUGCUCGGCAAGACGGCCUAUUUGAAUUGUCGUGUCAAGAAUCUGGGCAACAAAACGAUGUUGCUGCAAGUCUCGUGGGUGCGACAUCGGGACAUACAUUUGCUCACAGUUGGCCGCUAUACGUAUACAUCGGAUCAACGUUUUCGCGCCAUACAUCAACCGCAAACAGAAGACUGGAUGCUACAAAUUAAAUAUCCCCAGCAUCGCGAUUCAGGCAUUUAUGAGUGCCAGGUGUCGACAACACCCCACAUGAGCCACUACAUACACUUGAAUGUUGUUGAACCCUCAACGGAAAUAAUUGGCGCACCCGAUUUGUAUAUAGAGAGUGGCUCAACUAUAAAUCUCACCUGUGUCAUACUCAACUCACCGGAGCCACCGGCCUAUAUCUUUUGGAAUCACAAUAAUGCUAUUAUCAACUACGACUCGCCACGCGGUGGCGUCUCGGUUGUCACCAAUAAAGGUGAGACCACAACAUCAUUCCUCCUGAUUAAAUCAGCGCGUCCAUCAGACUCCGGGCAUUAUCAAUGUAAUCCAUCAAAUUCAAAGCCGAAAAGCGUAACGGUACACGUGCUGAAUGGUGUUUCUCAUUCCGUUUCCAGGGGAGUUCCCAGCAGCAAUGCAGCACGCGGCACAAGCUCAGCCUCACAUGUCGUCAGCCCGUUAUGUUUUAGUGUACCUGUUAGUGUGCUUUUGCAGUUUAGCGUAUGCCAAACGCUGUAUGCGGCCCUCCUCAGGGCCUUGCAACACCGGACGUCAGGCGUCGCCGGAACGCUUCGAGCCAUGCGACAUUUCCUCGAAUGCAUUCUGAGUCUGAUGUCGUUGUCGUGCCACUGCUGCUCGCUGCUGGUGGCGAGAUGGCGACAGAGGCGACAGAUGCGACAGGCGAGGACAGUGGGCUGUGGGCGUGGCCCACAACAACAAUCAGUGACGUUAAGGCAAGUAUAUGAGACGGAUAUAAGGUGAGCGCUUAGCUAUGCCGCUCACAAACUCUAGACUAAUGAACUAUAUAUUGAAAUAUUAUAUAAAAAUUAAAUACAUAAUAAACGCAAGCUAAACAUACACACGACACACGACACACAUACAUACAUACAUACAUAAGUUGUGCUAAGAGUGUAACUAUCGUACAUUUAUAUAUACAAAUAUAUUAGUUAUGAUAAUAUACAUAUAUAACUGGCUAUUCGGUUUUUUUCAAAAAUCUCUGAAUCAGCGACGUAUACGUAAUAUUUAGCACAAAACGAAAGCAUUUAAGUUGUCGUACGUUUUUGUAUUAUACAAGCAAGCUGUUGUCUAAGUUCCACUAGUUUCGAUUUUUAUCUUUUAUAUAUACAUAAUUGCUAUGUAAAUUAGACACUUGUAUAUAGGCUGCAUAGCAUACUGACUAACUAACUGAAGAGAAACACUCACUAUUUAAAGUGCUUGAACAAAGAGCUAAAAUGAAUUGAGUUCUUUUUUCUACUUCCUCCCAACAAAUGGGAGAAAAGUUUGUCCAGCUAAGUUGAUGUUCAAUGGAAUUUUUCGAAGAAUUUCCAAGCACUUUUGUGCUACAACUUUGUUUUUUUUUUUGAAACGGACUUUUCUAAAUGCAACUAAAAACCGAACACUGCUCAAA
Molecule: messenger RNA, 2599 nt
Organism: Scaptodrosophila lebanonensis
Lineage: Eukaryota; Metazoa; Arthropoda; Insecta; Diptera; Drosophilidae
Gene: dpr9
Exons: 6
Coding region: 1-1953 (650 amino acids)
Biological process (GO): synapse organization
Cellular component (GO): neuron projection membrane
Source: RefSeq, a predicted model, not a curated record